Messenger RNA from Phycodurus eques (leafy seadragon), 846 nucleotides. Its product is annotated as leucine-rich repeat-containing protein 3-like. The record is from RefSeq and is a predicted model, not a curated record. Gene Ontology annotation, molecular function: potassium channel activator activity; transmembrane transporter binding; voltage-gated potassium channel activity. NCBI's taxonomy places the organism in Eukaryota, Metazoa, Chordata, Actinopteri, Syngnathiformes, Syngnathidae. The coding region runs from base 1 to 846 and encodes 281 amino acids. Gene Ontology annotation, cellular component: voltage-gated potassium channel complex. The transcript has a single exon.
AUGACAAUUGAGCAGGUGAAGGUUGAAAAUGGGCCUGAGGAUGAAAUUUACAGACUAAUGGGGGCCGCUCAGAGGUCAUCCAUGAAAUCUUCCUCUUGCUCUUGUCGUUACUUCCUGGGUGCUCUGUGUCUUCUACUGACCAUGAUCACCAUUGCACAUGCAUGCCCAACUAGAUGCCAUUGCACUGAAAGGAAUGGCGCUGUUGUGCAGUGUACAUCACGUAACUUGGAGAACAUCCCCUCAAAUCUGCCCAAGGACACUGUGGUUCUCUUGCUCUCAUCCAACCAGAUCACACACGUCCCCAAGGAGGCCUUCACGGACCUCUACCGAAUCAGGGAGCUCGACCUUUCCCACAACCUCAUUGAAAGCUUGGAGGUCGGCGCCUUUCAAGGAAUUUCCGAGGGCUUGAGGACCUUGGACCUUUCUAACAACCACCUCAGCAGCCUGCCCAAGGAAACCUUCACUAAACUACAAGCUCGUGUUCGCCUGUCUAACAAUCCCUGGAACUGUGAGUGCUCUUUGCAGGAAGUGCUGAGGGAGCUGAGACUCGACCCUGAGACCAUCAAUGAGGUGAGCUGCUAUACGUCUGUGCAGGAUGAAUACGUAGGGCAACCGGUCAUCCAAGUCCUGGACUCGGGAAUCAACUUUUGCAACUUCCAUCAGAAGACGACGGAUGUGGCCAUGUUUGUGGCCAUGUUCUGCUGGUUCUCCAUGGUGACCGCUUACAUCAUCUACUACAUACGGCACAACCAGGAGGAGGCUAGGAGGCACAUAGAGUACCUCAAGUCCCUGCCAAGCAGCUCCCAUAUCAGCAAGGACUACGAUACAGCCAGCAGUGUCUUUUAG